Messenger RNA from Gossypium raimondii (Peruvian cotton), 2067 nucleotides. Its product is annotated as protein GAMETE EXPRESSED 3. NCBI's taxonomy places the organism in Eukaryota, Viridiplantae, Streptophyta, Magnoliopsida, Malvales, Malvaceae. The transcript has 9 exons. Gene Ontology annotation, biological process: pollen tube guidance; embryo development ending in seed dormancy. The record is from RefSeq and is a predicted model, not a curated record. Bases 1 to 2067 code for a protein of 688 amino acids. Gene Ontology annotation, molecular function: protein binding. Gene Ontology annotation, cellular component: plasma membrane.
AUGCCUGCAACCUUUUUCCUUAUCUUCUUCCUCUUCAUGGUGGCUUCUCAGUCGACAUGGUUCCCUAAUUACCCACAUUAUCCACACUUGUUUUCCGCUCAAGAACGUUUCAGAAAUCGCGGUGAUAGGCUUUCCAAACCUUUAAUUGGAGAUAGUGGAAGAAUUUAUGCUUGUUCUGAGGAUAUGUUAUUAGCAUUUGAAAACAAUGGCUCCAUAGCUUGGUUUUUACCUUUGGGUUUCGAAUGCAACGUGUCUAAAGCCCCAGUUCAUGGUGGCAGAGGAAAGAUAUAUUUGAUUGCAGAAAACAGGGUACUCCAGAUCAAUAUAAUGAAAAUUGGAACUUCAGAACCUGCGGUUCAAGUUCUGUUUGAUCCUGGACCAGGUCAACGAGGAGAUGAAAUUGUUGGGAUUGCAGUAAGUACGUUGUGUUCAUCUGUGAUCAUCAAUGUCAAAAAUCGGGGUUUGUUUGCCUAUUUGAUCCGGGGACAACUACUUUGGAGUGUUGGACCAGUGAUAGAUCAGUAUGGUUACAGGCAAGGUUGCUGGAAAAAUGUUUCGGAUUGUUAUUUUGCUUCAGCCCCCGUGAUUGAUCAAUGCGAAGCUAGUGUUUAUAUCUCAAAUACUGAAGGGGAACUUUAUUCUCUGUCGAUUCGAAGUCCACAGUUUAAAUGGAUUCAGGACUUAAGUUCAUUUGAUAAGCUUUACACUAUUACACCAGGAAAUAAUGGCCUCUUAUAUGUUACUGUACCGGUUAAGUCUCUUAUUUUGGCACUAGACGUUUCUUCAGGGAAUGUUCUUUGGCAGACCAGUAUUGGACAACUGAGUUCUGCAGAAUCUUCACCCGUGGUUGAUUCUUAUGGUUGGGUGACAAUUGGUUCAUUGGAUGGAUUUUUAUACUCAUUUUCUCCUACUGGCACUCUCAAGAAAUUUCCUAAAGCAGCUGCAUUAGAUUCUGUGAUCCAAUUUAGUAUUUUCCUCGACUGUUCUGGAUAUGCAGUAUAUUUCUGUCAGACAGAAAUGGAGGAAAAGGUUAUCCAUAUGAACGACCAAUUCGCUCAUGUCUCUGCAAUGAAACCGAAAAGCUCAAUCUUUACAUUGAUUGUUCCAUCUACUGGCAAAAUCUACUGGUCUGAAAGCAAUCAUGGCCCUUUUUUAUCUUCAUUGUCUCAGAGUGAUCUGCAGAACUUUGUAGUGGAUGAGGGUAUGCUUCUGGCUUUUGUCACUGCUUCGAAGAUUGGUAACCAGCUAUCUUGUCGCAGCAAGGCUCUGAAGCUUGCAUCCAGCUGCUCCCAAGGAACACGCAAGCGCCAGAGUGUCUACACCGGUAAUAGAAGUUCCAUGUUUCUCUUGUUGUUAUUGGAGUCCAUACUCCUGGUAGUUUUAGCUGUGGUCGUGCGGUUCUGUUGUGUCUUCUGGAGGAAAAAGAAGCUUCAAGAUCAAGACCUUGGACGCUUUCUAGAAAAACGAAGAUCUCUUCAACUUAAGAAGAAAGCAUUUGAUAGAACAAUUACAGAGCUUGAGCAUAAGGCUACUGAGGAAGCAGUAGCCACUGAAGAAACAAUGGAAGAACUUGGCAAACUGGUUCGAGAAAGGCAAGGCAUCGAGAGAAAGCUCCCCACAACCUACAGUUUAGGCAGAGAUGAAAGAGUUUUAAAUCCAAAGUCUGUUCUUCCAUUAUCUACAGGAAGAACAAGGAGCUAUUUAUUCCGUAGGGCAAAGAAAGGAAGUGUUACAGUUUUCCACACUUUAAGCAAUACAUCUUCUGAAGGAAGCAGCAGUGAGAUAGAAUAUGUUUCAGAUUCUGAAGUAGAAGAGGAGCCUGUUGUCAAGGGAAAGGCAAAGGCAGCCAUUGAAGAUGAAAGUUCAAGUAAUGAUGAACAGCUUGGGAGAAAACAUCAAAGAAGCCCGUCAGAACCAGCUUCAAGCUCUAAAGGCUAUACGGAAUCUUUGUUUGUUGAGCAAGAAUCUGGGGAAGAAAAUUUUCAGGAUGAGGGAAAGGGGGUGAAAACCGUGCCAAGUAGUAGCAGAAGCAUUUGGUUAAAGAGGACCUUUUCUUCAUUAAACUGA